AUGGAGACCGAAUCGUCCAAAUGGACCUACCAGGUCAAAGUAAUGGUUCUUGGGGAGGACGCAAAGUCCAAAGAGGAGAGACGACUGGUGCGGAAACUGGACCUUUUUGUGUUGACGUACUGCUGUUUCAGCUACUUCGUCAACUACCUUGAUCGUGCUGCCUUUGCCAAUGCAUACGUCGCCGGUUUGAAAGAAGAUAUCGGACUUCAUGGGUCACAGUACAAUGUCUUGCUGUCAAUGAUGACUGCUGGAUAUGUCCUUGCCCAAAUUCCACACGGUAUCGCCAUCCAAAAGAUCGCGCCCCGCAUUUGGCUCCCGUCAAUGGUUCUGCUUUGGGCUGGUUUGACCAUGUGCACUGCGGCCUGCAAGACGUAUGAGCAGAUGUGUGUUGUGCGCUUCUUCCAGGGUAUGGCAGAGGCAAGCACAUACUGCGGGACAAUGUACAUCAUGGGGUCGUGGUACAAGCCGUUGGAGAUUGCAAAGCGAACUGCUAUCUUCACCGCUGUUGGCCAGGCAGGCAGCAUGUUUGCCGGCGUCAUGAUGACUGCCGUGCACAAGAGCAUGAACGGAUACGGAGGGCUGCCAGGAUGGAAAUGGGUGUUCCUUAUCGACGGCAUCAUUACUCUGCCGGUUGCUGCUGCAGGCUUCGUCUGUUUCCCGGACAUCCCCGAGCAGACAAAGGCACACCUCUUCAGCCUCAAAGAAGACGAUAUCAAGCUGGCCAUCAAGCGCCUGCCGCCCAAGAGGGAGGAUGCGCAUAACGUCUCGCCCUUGUCGCUGGCCAAGCGUAUUCUCGGCAAACCAUACUUUUACGUGCUCGGAGUAUUUUCGAUUGUUACUGGCGCGCUCGAGGCAUUUUGCGUGCAAUCGCUUUUCCUUCUUUGGAUGAAGUUCCACAGCGACCGCUACACAAGCUCCCAGGUUACAACGUACCCGCUGGGCAUACAGGCGGUCGCCAUCGUGUCCAACAUCGGUGCCGCCAUCUACAUGGAUUCAACGGGUCACCGGCUGCCCAUCGGGUUCUUGGCGUGCGGGCUACAGUUGAUCUCUGCGGUACUAAUCCUCAUCCCCACGAUUCCGGACGCGGCAACCUUUUUCGCGUACUACCUGGCGGGCACGAGCUAUAUGGUCAACCCGUUGUUGUUCGGCUGGGCCAACAUCAUCCUGAAGAGGAGCGGCGACGAGGCGGCCCGAAGCGUGUUGCUGUACUGGCUGAACGCCAUCCAGAGCACUUUGUACACUUUCUGGGGCAUUGCGCUGUACCCUGCGAACGAGGCGCCGUACUGGCGGAAGGGCGGAAUCACCAUGUGUGUGGUUGUCGUUUUGAUGGCCGGCCUGAUGUGGGCGAUGAAGUGGCUGGACAGGAAGUCGCUUUCCGAGCAGCUUGUCGAGGAUGGGGACAGCGCGGCGGAGGUGAGCAGGUCCUCGGAUGCCGGGAGUCAGAAAUGA
This is a messenger RNA of Colletotrichum gloeosporioides, 1449 nucleotides long. RefSeq names its product Pantothenate transporter liz1. The record is from RefSeq and is a predicted model, not a curated record. The coding region runs from base 1 to 1449 and encodes 482 amino acids. NCBI's taxonomy places the organism in Eukaryota, Fungi, Ascomycota, Sordariomycetes, Glomerellales, Glomerellaceae. Gene Ontology annotation, molecular function: pantothenate transmembrane transporter activity. Gene Ontology annotation, cellular component: plasma membrane. The transcript is spliced from 10 exons. Gene Ontology annotation, biological process: pantothenate import across plasma membrane.